AUGUCAAAAAGAGUUAUAAAGUGUUAUGAUCGGAGUGAGAAAAUCGAAGACCAUUUAAUUAUAACUUGCCUUGGAGGACAUGCCAAUCUAUUUGAUUCUCUUUCAACGUUUUCACGUUUUCCUCUAAAUAUUUUGUGAAAAUGAGUGGAAUAGAAAUUUGCGAUUUACCAAAUGAGUUAAUUACUCAAAUUCUUCGCAAUCUCAGUCAAGAUGAUUUACAGAAUGCUAGUUUAACGUGUAAACUAUGGAAAAAUCUUAUCGAAUCGUCGUGCCGAUGGUCAUUGUUGUUGUACCACAACAAUGAAGUUGAUGUUGACGAGCCAUGGAUUGACUUUAUGUUGUCAACAAAUCGAAAAUUUGACACCAUUAAAUUGGACAUGAUAAUGUUCAUGGAUAAGAACAAAACUCUGGAAAUAUUUCAGAAGCAUGGGCCUAGCGUUGUCAAUUUGCACUUGAUGGGAAGCUGUAUCGACAGCUUCAUUGAAUUGGCGAAAGUAUUGAAGUGUAUGCCGAAUUUGAAGCAUGUGAUCGUACUUGAGACGUCAACGACAUGCGGUGUGGAUGAUGUACCACUUCUGUCCGAUUUGCCGGAUCUGCCGAAAUUAAAGACGCUGGAAAUGCUUGGCAGUGAAUACAGCAUCGUAAAAUGCUUUCACAAAUCGAAGCUGACGACGAUGAAAAUUUUCAAUUCCUAUCACGAUUAUUCCUUGAACUGCAAACCGUUGGAGGAGUUUCUAAAAUCUCAGGAAAUGUUGACGACAUUAGCCUUUCGAUCUUUACAUCAACACACGUCAACGAUAUUUCGUACAAAAACUCUGAACCAAUCGAUGCCGUUCAACUUGACGCACCUAUCGUUAUUGAAUUUGCGACUGCAGGAGUCUCCGAAUGGUUACAACAAUAUGUUGGCGUUCAUGAAGCCGCAUGCGAAAACGCUGAAAGUAUUGGAAUUGGGACGCUACUUUCCGAGCUUUGUGUUCGAGUUCGUCUUUGCUAAUAUGACGAGACUGGAGACAAUCACUUUGAUGAUGACUGAAAUACCGAAAGAUGAUUCCUUCCACGAACGGUUGGAAGAGCACCGCAAUAUAAAAAAUUUGAUAUUUUCGAAUUCGGCUGGAUACAACGAUGAAACGUCACAUUUUCUCGGAGAUUUUUUGAAAAAACUUCCGAACGUCAACAGCUUAACAAUCCGGGAUUAUUGUGGCAACAGAGAGCUUCGCGUUAUGGCUGCGGGUAUACCAAAACUCGAGUCGCUGGAUGUGUAUUCUUUCAACCAGCGAUUAUUCGAUGGCGUACGGUUUCCCGAAUUGAAAUCGCUGCGCAUCCACCAAAUGGAUGAAGACAUUGAUUGGGAAGACUUUACCCAGGCCAAUUCUCGACUGAUCGAGCUAACAAUAAACCAAAUUUUUGAUGAGGAGUUCCUCAACCAUGAUAACAUGGAAAUCAUCGCAACCAAUCUCAACCUGCAGUGCUUGAGACUGGGUGAAUCUGUUUCGGCCGAUAAGCGUUUCUUCGAAAUUGUACGCGAGAAAUGUCCAGACUUACAGAUAUUAGACUUGCACGAGUCUAACGUACCUGAUGAGGUGAUGGACCAGCUGAAGUGUGUUCGAUUGUGUGACAGUAAUGCAUUCGAACGUAUGGAAUAUUCAAGAUUUUGGAAUGAUUACGAUGGGCGACUUCCAUAUGAUGAAUCCGAUGAUGAUGAUAAUGGAUGGAUGGCUGGAGCAGGUAUGCUGGGUCCGUUUGAUCCUUAUUUAAUGGGCAUCGAUUUUGGCUACGAUGACGUGAAUGCUGAUAAUUAUGAAGAUUUCAAUGCUCCUGGCUGGCAUGUUGAUGAUGAUGAAGAUCUUUAUGAUUUGGACGAUUUGGGUGAUGAAUAUUGAAAUUUUCCCAACACUGUUCAGUUAAUGUGAUUUCAUUUUCACUUCCUAAGUGCUACCCAUCGAUUGAGUGUUUUUUUUUGAAGUUAAAUAAAUAUUUUC
Molecule: messenger RNA, 1979 nt
Organism: Bradysia coprophila
Lineage: Eukaryota; Metazoa; Arthropoda; Insecta; Diptera; Sciaridae
Molecular function (GO): protein binding
Source: RefSeq, a predicted model, not a curated record